AUGGAUGAACGGCAACCAGAAAGCAUGUUGUCAUUCGCCGCGAACACUUCAGAUUGUGAAGUUGGUAAACAAUUUAUAUUCGCUAUGCCUCGGGUUGUACCCGAUCAGAGGAUAACCUUUGAAAACGACGAAUUGUUUAGAAAAUUAAGUAGGGACAGUGAGGUAAGAUAUACCGGUUUUAGAGACAGACCUCAAGAGGAGAGACAACUGAGAUUUCAGGCAGAAGUUCGGGAAGGUCAUGCCGAUUUGGCGUUCGUGGUUACAGGAACAAAUCUACAGUUAAAUUUUGUACGGAAUUCUUGGUCCGACCGGCCUGAAGAUAGAGUGCCCACAAUGGAGUUUGUUAAUUUCGACCAAGAACCAGGCAAGGUCCAUUUGAAGUCUCAGUUUAUUCUCAACGGCGUCUGUGUCGUGUGGAAAGGCUGGCUGGAUUUGGUGCGGCUGGACGGUGUCGGGUGCCUGGAGUUUGAUGUCGAGCGAGCUGAGAUUGAGGAUUCAUUACUGAGAGAGCAAAUUGAAGAGAACAAAAGGCGAGUGCAAGAGUUUGAGGACAGGCGAAGACAAAGGCAGUUAGAGCAGCAGCGACAAGCAGCUUCAGAAGCAGAGGUAGUUGCUGCAUU
This is a messenger RNA of Candidula unifasciata, 620 nucleotides long. The record is from the annotation of a GenBank genome assembly. NCBI's taxonomy places the organism in Eukaryota, Metazoa, Mollusca, Gastropoda, Stylommatophora, Geomitridae.